Plasmodium cynomolgi strain B is the source of this 861-nucleotide messenger RNA. RefSeq lists its product as hypothetical. The transcript is spliced from 2 exons. NCBI's taxonomy places the organism in Eukaryota, Apicomplexa, Aconoidasida, Haemosporida, Plasmodiidae. The coding region runs from base 1 to 861 and encodes 286 amino acids. The record is from RefSeq and is a predicted model, not a curated record.
AUGGAAAGGAGGAGAGUCGUCAACCUCCUCCUCCUCCUCCUCCUUGCAGCGCUGGCACUGCUGCUACGAACGAAUGGGGCCUCGAUCGGAAUGGAAAAUGACGCAGAAGAAGAAAAAGCACUCCAUUUGUCAAGGACAAAAGAUUCUUACAGUUUUUUGGAGGCUUCCUUAAACGCCCUAGAAGUUAACACCCCCCUUUCUCCAUACGAAAGAGUUAAGAGGAAUAUAUCACACGCAGAAGUGGGUUACAUUCACCAUGAGAUGAUUAAAAAAUUGAAAAUUGAAAAGCUAGGUAACAUCACUAACAUUCGAAAUGUCAUCUCUAGGUGUGUCUCGGAUUCGAUCCAACACACGAUGCGGGCCAUAACGAGUAUCCUCCAGGAAGUCCUAAGCUACAACGAAUUCUGCACGUCGCUGGAUCAGCACUUUUCAUACCUAUACGACGAGAACGUUACAUUCAAAAAAAUAGUAAAGUCCUGCACAACAGCAACGGAAGACGAGCUGAGGGAAAAUUAUUUAUCCCUAUAUGUGGAGGACUUUAAAUUAAUUUUACAAGCGUUAAAAAAACCACACAUUUCAUUCCACGAUUUUGAUGAUAUCUCAAAAUGCUUGGCUAAAUUUUAUCAAUCAUUUAUUUCCCCCUUUCAAGUGUAUGUCCCUGCCACAUCAUCAUACAAGAAAUUUAUUCUAGAGUACACAAACGCAAAAGGCAUUUUCAAAGAAGAAGAUUACGUUAAAGAGUUUCUUAAAACUUUCCACUCACGCAUGUCUACGGAAGAAAUCACUCUCUUCUUUGACGAUAUAUUCAGUUUAUACACACGUUCUUUUUCGUACGGCCGAUGCUUAUAUAAACAAAAAUGA